Messenger RNA from Dromiciops gliroides (monito del monte), 2383 nucleotides. RefSeq names its product CAP-Gly domain containing linker protein 3 (gene CLIP3). Gene Ontology annotation, biological process: cytoplasmic microtubule organization. The transcript has 14 exons. NCBI's taxonomy places the organism in Eukaryota, Metazoa, Chordata, Mammalia, Microbiotheria, Microbiotheriidae. Gene Ontology annotation, molecular function: microtubule plus-end binding. Gene Ontology annotation, cellular component: nucleus; cytoplasm; microtubule plus-end. Bases 202 to 1830 code for a protein of 542 amino acids. The record is from RefSeq and is a predicted model, not a curated record.
CGGGGUGCCUGUGCGACGCGCGCAUGCGCGAUCGGGGCCCCGCCCUCCGGCCCAUCUCUGUCUCCAGGUCUCUCCAUCUCCAUCAUCUCUCCAUCCUCUUCUCUCUGCAUCUGUCUCUCCCCUUCUCUGUCUCUGCACCCGGGCUGUGACCCCAGCCCCUCGUGAGUGCCCCAGGCCCCCUCCCCGAGCGUCCCCCGGGCCAUGACGAAGACGGACGCCGCAGCGCUGCCCCCGGAGGAGGAAGAAGAGGAAGAGGAGGAAGAGGAGGAGCCCCUGCCAGAAGCUCCCAGCCCCAUCCCAGAGCGCAGGCAGAAGCCCGUGGUGCACCCCUCAGCCCCAGCGCCCCUGCCCAAGGACUAUGCCUUCACUUUCUUUGACCCCAAUGACCCAGCCUGUCAGGAGAUUCUGCUGGACCCACGCACGACGAUCCCUGAGCUCUUUGCCAUCAUCCGCCAAUGGGUACCCCAAGUUCAGCACAAGAUUGACGUCAUUGGCAACGAGAUCCUACGCCGUGGAUGUCACGUGAAUGACCGGGAUGGGCUCACAGACAUGACCCUGCUCCACUAUGCCUGCAAAGCUGGGGCUCAUGGUGUUGGGGACCCUGUGGCUGCUGUCCGCCUGUCGCAGCAGCUGCUGGCCUUGGGGGGUGAUGUGACCCUGCGGAGCCGCUGGACAAACAUGAACGCGCUCCAUUAUGCGGCAUAUUUUGACGUCCCAGAUCUCAUCCGAGUGUUGCUGAAGGGGGCCCGACCCCGAGUGGUGAACUCCACGUGCAGCGACUUCAAUCACGGCUCAGCCCUGCACAUCGCAGCCUCCAACCUGUGCCUCGGGGCUGCUCGCUGCCUCUUAGAGCAUGGGGCCAACCCUGCUCUGCGGAACCGCAAGGGCCAAGUCCCGGCCGAGGUUGUCCCCGACCCUAUGGACAUGUCCCUGGACAAGGCUGAGGCCGCCCUUGUGGCUAAGGAACUGAGGACGCUGCUGGAGGAGGCAGUCCCCCUGUCCUGUGCCCUCCCCAAGGUCACGUUACCCAACUACGACAACGUCCCAGGCAACCUCAUGCUCAGCGCCCUCGGCCUGCGGCUCGGAGACCGGGUCCUGCUGGACGGUCAGAAGGCCGGAACGCUGCGUUUCUGCGGGACCACGGAGUUCGCCAGUGGCCAGUGGGUAGGCGUGGAGCUGGACGAGCCGGAGGGCAAGAACGAUGGAAGCGUAGGGGGUGUGCGCUACUUCAUCUGCCCCCCUAAGCAGGGCCUCUUUGCCUCGGUCUCCAAGGUGUCAAAAGCGGCAGACGCCCUUCCUUCUUCAGUUACCUCCACCCCUCGCACCCCUCGGAUGGACUUUUCCCGUGUCACUGGCAAAGGCCGAAAGGAGCGCAAAGCAAAGAAAAAGUCCCCAUCACCCUCCCUGGGCAGCCUCCAGCGUGAGGGUUUAAAGGCUGAGGUAGGAGACCAAGUACUGGUGGCUGGACAGAAGCAGGGUGUGAUUCGCUUCUAUGGGAAGACAGACUUUGCCCCUGGGUAUUGGUUUGGCAUCGAGCUCGACCACCCGACGGGGAAACAUGAUGGCUCCGUCUUUGGUGUCAGAUACUUCACAUGCCCCCCUCGCCAUGGGGUCUUUGCACCUGCAUCCCGCAUACAGAGAAUUGGUGGCUCCACUGACCCCCCCAAGGACAGCAUCACAGCCAAGAAAGUCCAAGUGACCAUGACUCAGCCCAAACGCACAUUCCCAACUGUCCGGACUCCCAAGGACAUCACAUCAGAAAACUCUAUCUCCAGGUUACUCUUCUGUUGCUGGUUUCCCUGGAUGCUUCGGGCAGAGAUGCAGUCGUAGGAACCCGGAGCCGGUGGCGGUCCCUGGACCAGAGGCCCCAACUACCCCCCAAUAUACUGACCCCCCUCAAAUACAAGUCCCAAGUCACCCCAAAUAUACCACCCCCAAAUCCCCCCAGUAUACCAACCCCUCCGGAUCAGACCCCAGUUAACGUGGGUAUCAGUGUCAGACCUGUCCCUUACUCAUCACUGACCAUGCCUUCCGUUAUCCCCUCAGAGACACUGACCCCAGAUCAGCCCCAGACGGCCUGAAAUGAUCCCAAAUUGUCCCCUUCCCAUGACCCUUGGUGACCCCUCCUCAGUGACUCCCUAUAACCCCCAGUGCCUUGAUAUUCACAAUUAGCCCCUCCCCCUUAGAGAAAUCUCUAUUUUUUAAGACACUACAACCCCUGGGCCCAUCCCUGGAUUCCCCCCAGAUCCUGGCCAAGCCCCACACUCACAUUAGGGCCCCCAAAGCCGCCUGGGGUGUCACUCAUUGACCCGCAUGCCUCCUCCCCCCAACUCAGCAUGACAUCUCCCUCACCCUGCCUGGCUUCAAUAAAGACAUUUCUAUA